Molecule: messenger RNA, 2706 nt
Organism: Danaus chrysippus (African queen)
Lineage: Eukaryota; Metazoa; Arthropoda; Insecta; Lepidoptera; Nymphalidae
Source: the annotation of a GenBank genome assembly
AUGGGGUCGUUAUUUCGUAGUGAGGAAAUGACUCUGUGUCAACUAUUUCUUCAGAGUGAAGCAGCCUAUGCAUGCGUGUCUGAACUUGGUGAACUGGGGCUUGUUCAGUUCCGCGAUUUGAACCCAGACGUGAACGCGUUCCAGCGCAAGUUCGUCAAUGAAGUACGCCGUUGCGAUGAGAUGGAGAGGAAGUUGCGUUACUUGGAGAAGGAGAUUAGGAGAGAUGGCAUUCCAAUGUUGGAGAUUCCAGGAGAGGUGCCUGAAGCGCCUCAACCCAGGGAAAUGAUCGACCUUGAGGCUACGUUUGAGAAACUUGAAAAUGAACUUCGGGAAGUGAAUCAGAACGCUGAGGCUUUGAAGAGGAACUACUUGGAACUGACCGAGCUGAAGCAUAUAUUGAGGAAGACGCAAGUGUUCUUCGACGAGAUGGCGGACCCGUCGCGCGAGGAGGAACAAGUCACCCUCCUGGGGGAGGAGGGCCUGAUGGCGGGAGGGCAAGCGCUCAAGCUGGGCGCUUGUACUGUGACGCUGAUACGGGAGUCUACCGGUCACCACUCAGGCAAGCAUUGGAGACAGCCGCACGAGGGUGGUGCCAAUACCACUGAGUCAAUGACCCGGGCUCUCAUAUCCGACGACCCGAACAGACAUAUGGGACAGGUCCAACUAGGUUUUCGGGAUAAACAAGAGUCCUUGGAAUUCCUGCCGUGUUUUGUCGCCGGAGUUAUUCUCCGUGAGAGAAUUCCCGCCUUUGAGCGUAUGCUGUGGCGUGCGUGUCGAGGGAACGUGUUCCUGAGGCAGGCUGAGAUUGACACGCCUCUGGAAGACCCUUCAUCGUCUGACCAGGUGUACAAGUCAGUGUUCAUCAUCUUCUUCCAAGGAGACCAGCUCAAGACCCGCGUGAAGAAGAUCUGUGAAGGUUUCCGCGCUACCUUAUACCCAUGCCCGGAAGCUCCCGCUGACAGACGAGAGAUGGCGAUGGGUGUCAUGACCAGAAUAGAAGACCUCAACACGGUGUUGGGCCAAACCCAAGACCACCGUCACCGCGUGCUGGUCGCCGCAGCCAAGAACAUCAAGAACUGGUUCGUGAAAGUCCGUAAAAUCAAGGCCAUCUACCACACGUUGAAUCUGUUCAACUUGGACGUUACACAGAAGUGUCUCAUCGCCGAGUGUUGGGUGCCAGCCCUGGACAUGGAGACCAUACAGCUGGCUCUACGGAGAGGAACGGAGCGCAGCGGUAGUUCGGUCCCUCCUAUCUUGAACCGCAUGGACACAACCGAGCCGCCGCCCACGUACAACCGCACCAACAAGUUCACGUCCGCCUUCCAGCACCUUAUAUACGCAUACGGUGUCGCCACCUACCGGGAGGUCAACCCUGCUCCGUACACCAUAAUCACGUUUCCGUUCCUGUUCGCCGUGAUGUUCGGUGAUCUUGGUCAUGGAGCGCUCAUGGCCGCCUUCGGCUUCUGGAUGUGUUACAAGGAGAAGCCGCUGCAGGCCAAGAGGAUCGACAGCGAGAUCUGGACCAUCUUCUUCGGCGGGCGCUACAUCAUCCUUCUGAUGGGUCUGUUCUCCAUGUACACGGGCAUCAUCUACAACGACAUCUUUUCAAAGAGUCUCAACAUAUUCGGCUCGUCGUGGCGCAACAACUACAACGAGUCCACGCUACUCACCAACAAGGAUUUGCAACUGAAUCCUGAUUCCGAUGACUACGUGCAAAUACCUUACCCCUUCGGCAUAGAUCCUGUGUGGCAGCUGGCGGAGGCUAACAAGAUCAUCUUCAUGAACGCGUACAAGAUGAAGAUCUCCAUCAUCAUCGGCGUGUUCCACAUGUUGUUCGGAGUCUGUCUCUCACUGUGGAACCAUCUGUACUUCAAGCGCCGCAUCUCAGUGUACGUGGAGUUCAUCCCUCAGAUCCUGUUCCUCACGCUGCUGUUCUUCUACAUGGUGCUGCUCAUGUUCAUCAAGUGGACCUCCUACGGACCUACGCCAGGACACUUCGGAGAUGAGACUUACGUUAAGACGAGCGGCUUCUGCGCGCCGUCGAUCCUGAUCACGUUCAUCAACAUGAUGCUGUUCAAGACGGACGAGAACACGCGCCCGCAGUGCGACGACACCAUGUACGCUGGGCAGAUAGGACUACAGAAGUUGUUCGUGAUCCUGGCUCUGAUGUGCGUCCCCGUCAUGUUGUUCGGGAAGCCGUACUUCAUCAGGAAGGAACAGAAGUUACGAGCCGCUCAAGGUCACCAAAGCAUUGAAGCGAGCGCCGAAAACGGUACGGCCGGAGGUGCUCCCGUUCCCUCACACGACCACGGAGAUGAAGACAUCACAGAGGUGUUCAUACACCAGGCGAUCCACACUAUUGAAUACGUGUUGGGGAGCGUCUCACAUACUGCGUCCUACCUGAGGCUGUGGGCGCUGUCUCUGGCGCACGCGCAGCUGGCGGAGGUCGCAUGGAACAUGUUGCUGAGGAAAGGUCUCAUGUCUCCGAGCUACGAGGGCGGUAUCUUCCUGUACAUCGUGUUCGCGGGCUGGGCCGCCAUUUCCGUGUCCAUCCUCGUGCUCAUGGAAGGCCUAUCCGCCUUCCUGCACACGCUACGUCUGCACUGGGUUGAGUUCCAGAGUAAGUUCUACGCGGGCGAGGGCUACCUCUUCAUGCCGUUCUCGUUCGAGAUCAUUCUAGACUCAGCGGGUCAGGCCGAGGAGUAA